AUGGCAAUGCAGCAGCUUCAACCAGGCCUAGAAAACCCGGAAUGCAAACAUAUACAGCAACUUACUCAUUCGCUGCAAAUGGUAGAGAGCAACAAUUGUAUAUUAGAGCAUUCGCAAAACCACCAACACCCAUCCAGUCAGCCUGCCUUUUCUCCAUCAAUGCAGCAACUCUCUCAUUUCCCACAUACUUCUCCGUCGCCUGUCCGUACCGCCUUCAGCUUGCAUUACAACUCUGAUCAGAGCAAUAGCGAGUCUUCCAUUACCUCACCAUUAGCCUAUCCGCUAUGUAAUGGCGGGUCUCCGAUUAAAGAAACUCAACAUUUGACACAAUUGCUUACUCCAACACACACAAUCGGCGCUACUCAAGUUGGUGUUGCCACCGUGACAUCGUCGCAGCAACCUUACACCUCAAUUCAACCUCAACUCAUACAACCCCAACAGCAUCGCUACCACAAUCAAGUACUGCAGCAUCGCUAUCACCAGCAAUCACAACAACCGCUUCAUUCAACUCUUCCUGCCGAAAUGGUUCCACAUCGACAGCUAACCAUGUCGGGAUCCAUAAAUCAAAACAACAGUCUUCCUCCCGACAUGAUGAUUUGGACGAGAGAAUCAUUUGUGCACUUGCUCAUGGACUAUUCUAAAAUGACUCUCUUUAGAGAAUUUGUACAGCAGAAUGAAACGAAACAAUCGGCUGCACGAUCCAUCUUUCUUUUUUUAGACGGCUUUUGGAAAUUACAAGAUGUAUUUGAUGAUAUCGCAAAGAAUCCAAAAGCAAAUAUUUCUGGUCCUAAUCCCAGUCAUGCCGUACCUCGGCUACUUCAUCCAGUCAUUCGCGACUUUAUCAAAAAAUCACAUUCUAAACGACGAAAUAGCAAAGUCACUAUGGCCAAUACUGAUACGCUUUCCAACUUGAUAACUGUGCCAACAUGGUUGGCCACACAAUUACUUCGUUUCUAUGCCACAUUCAUUGUACCAGGAGCUUCAGAAGACAUCUUAUGCAUAUCCAUUAGAGCACGAGAGCUUAUUGCAAAAUCUCUUUUAGAUCUUGGCGGCGAUCGUGGUAUUUCAACUACUGCGUUUAAUCCUGCCACACAAGAGGUGCUUGAGCUCUUGUACACUAUUUGGUAUCCCGUAUUUUUGUCGUCAAUUGGCGUUAGCAUCCCCGAGUCGGUCAUGCUUAAAGAAUAUCCAAACCCUGACGCCAAGUAUGACAAUUACAGUGGAGGGCCUGCUAGCAACACGGAUAGUAAUGCAUAUCUAUCUAAUAAAUUCACACAUAACAUCUCUGCAGAAUCUUCCAGCGCUACCGCCCACUCAGAGACGACCAACUAUCAUACACGCUCAGCAUCAUCUGGAUCUUCUAUAAACAACACAAGUUCCACUGGGUCACAUAUGAAUACCGCUAAUUUGAACAGCAGCACGUCAUCAGUAUCCAACACUGCUAACCCUGCAACAUCUAAAACUGCCACAAAGCUUUCUGGAUUGUUUUCCAAGCUUGUGAUCAAAAAACAAACCAAGGAGGAAAAUAUACAAGAGAUCAAAUUUAAUCGCGAGUCCUUGAUCCGUUUGUUUCACCACCCAGUGUAUUACCAUGAUUUUGCUCUUUUUGUGCAAUCGAUGCAUUGUGGCGAGAAUCUAAUGUUUUACGAAGCUUUUUUGAAGCUGGAAAGUCGAAUCAUGGCCAGUAAGCAGUAUGAACUGGGCUCUAAUUAUAAUGAAUACUCUCACUCGCACAAAUUGAGUGACACACCCGCUAUGCCCACCAAGCAUACUGCCACUCAUUCGACUGUGUCCAAUUCAUCAGCCUCUGAAGCAACUGCUUCAAAUUCUACUUCAUCGAAUUCGAAUUGUACGACGCCAACACAGGCGUAUUCUUAUCACAGUGGACCAACGAUGGUAUAUGAGUAUGCACCAUGUUUAGAUCGAUUUUUGAAACAUGGUGGGUCCAUGUCUUCUCAAGCACAAGAAGAUACAACGAUGCACUCACACCCACCAAAUACUGUGCCAGUUCUCCUUGUUCCACUGAUUCUUCUUUUUCAUGCAAUGUUUAUUGCACCUGGAUCCCCCAACGAAGUUAAUCUUACUCAUUCGAUGCGAAAGUCUAUCACGACUGAACUCGAGAAAGGUCGUGGUUUGAAGAUUCCUACCACGAUAUUUGACGGGGCGAUUGAUCAUGUCUUGGCAUUGCUUUAUGAUAAUUCAUUCAAGCUUUAUCUGAGACAUAAAGAGAAAAAGGAAGCAUGA
Batrachochytrium dendrobatidis JAM81 is the source of this 2244-nucleotide messenger RNA. RefSeq lists its product as uncharacterized. The transcript is spliced from 2 exons. The coding region runs from base 1 to 2244 and encodes 747 amino acids. NCBI's taxonomy places the organism in Eukaryota, Fungi, Chytridiomycota, Chytridiomycetes, Rhizophydiales. The record is from RefSeq and is a predicted model, not a curated record.